Messenger RNA from Phodopus roborovskii (desert hamster), 1721 nucleotides. RefSeq names its product enolase-phosphatase 1 (gene Enoph1). NCBI's taxonomy places the organism in Eukaryota, Metazoa, Chordata, Mammalia, Rodentia, Cricetidae. The transcript has 6 exons. Bases 86 to 868 code for a protein of 260 amino acids. Gene Ontology annotation, molecular function: acireductone synthase activity; magnesium ion binding. The record is from RefSeq and is a predicted model, not a curated record.
UCGGGAGCCCGAGGCUGCUGGGAGCGCGGACGGUGCUGUCCUCUCUACCAGCGAGGCCGUGCCUGUGGUAGCAUCCGGCAGGGAGAUGGUCGUGGUUUCGGUGCCCGCCGAAGUCACAGCUAUCCUGUUAGAUAUCGAAGGUACCACAACCCCGAUUGCUUUCGUGAAGGAUACUUUGUUCCCAUACAUCAGGGAGAAUGUUAAGGAUUACCUGCAGACGCACUGGGAUGAUGACGAGUGUCAGCAGGAUGUCAGCCUGCUGAGGAAACAGGCUGAAGAAGAUGCACACCUGGACGGGGCUGUUCCAAUCCCUGUGGCAUCUGGAAAUAACGAGGAUGACCUGCAGCAGAUGAUCCAGGCCGUGGUGGAUAAUGUGUACUGGCAGAUGUCUCAUGACCGGAAGACCACAGCGCUCAAACAGCUGCAGGGCCACAUGUGGAAGGCGGCUUUCACAGCUGGCCUUGUGAAGGCAGAGUUCUUCGAGGACGUGGUUCCAGCAGUCAGAAGGUGGAGAGAGGCUGGAAUGAAGGUGUACAUCUACUCUUCAGGGAGCGUAGAGGCUCAGAAACUGCUCUUUGGGCACUCCACAGAAGGAGAUAUUCUUGAGCUUAUUGAUGGCCACUUUGACACCAAGAUUGGACACAAAGUGGAGAGCGAGAGUUACCGGAAGAUUGCAGAUAGCAUUGGGUGCUUAACCAGCAAUAUCUUGUUUCUCACAGAUGUUACUUUAGAGGCCAGUGCUGCCGAGGAAGCAGAUGUGCAUGUCGCUGUGGUGGUGAGACCUGGCAAUGCGGGAUUGACAGACGAUGAGAAAACAUACUACAACCUCAUCACAUCCUUCCACGAGCUGAACCUGCCAUCAACAUAGAGCAGGUUCUGAGGAAGACGAAACUGCUCCCCGUCAUGUCUAGCUUUAUUCUAAUUGUAAAAGUUACUUACUUAUAUGUACACACAGACAUAUGCAAGUGUAAAUACAUGUAUGUGUGCUCAGAUUAAUUUCUAUGGGCACAUAUGUGAGCAAAGUUGUCAGUUCCGUGAGAAUCAAGUUCAUGUAAAGAGGCUUUGUAUGUAGAACAUAACUCUUUUUAAGUCUCAAUGAGGCCAGAGUAUAUGUGAUAGAAGAAACUGCAAAAAUGCAAAUCAAAUGUACGAUGUUUAUCAAAUUGUUUACUGAAAUGGAAAGCUAGCUUUGAGACAUUAUCACCCAGAGACCUUGUUAUUUUAAAACUGGCAGUACUUCAGAGGCAUCUGGAAGAGGAACCCACCAACCCUGCCUCCUUGUGAGCUCGCAUCACACUGCUGCGCUCAGCCUCACUUCUUUGUGAACAGGAGUCAGGCACCGGUUCCUGUUCAGAGAAACUGGCUUUGAUCAGUCGGGUAUUGGGGCGCAAGGCAGCACACGCCCCCCCCCCCCCCCAGCAGUGUCCGUGGACCAGCUAAGGUGGCGGUGGCUCCACUAACCGGUCAGUGUUAGCACUGUUUUAUAGUUGCCUUCUGUGUCUUACAUAGUAGCUUGAGAAUAUAUGUUAAUGACUAUUUUUUAAAAAUGCUUUAUUGAAACCAGUGUAACACCACAAAGAGCUCUAAUGUGUAAUGUUUCCUCUAAAGUGGAUGUGAAGAUGUAAAUUUUGUAACAGUACUGUUUAUUCCGGUGCCAUUCUGACAGUUUAUGUCAGUCUCGUGUAAUUAAUUAAUAAAGGCAUUUUCCCCUUUUAGUUUCA